Rhineura floridana is the source of this 3289-nucleotide messenger RNA. RefSeq names its product torsin family 1 member B (gene TOR1B). Gene Ontology annotation, cellular component: endoplasmic reticulum lumen; nuclear envelope; endoplasmic reticulum. Lineage: Eukaryota; Metazoa; Chordata; Lepidosauria; Squamata; Rhineuridae. Gene Ontology annotation, molecular function: ATP hydrolysis activity; ATP binding; kinesin binding. The record is from RefSeq and is a predicted model, not a curated record. The transcript has 5 exons. Gene Ontology annotation, biological process: nuclear membrane organization; protein localization to nucleus. Bases 113 to 1147 code for a protein of 344 amino acids.
AGGGGAGGGCGGGAGUCGGCGCGGGGGCUGCUGGGAGUUGUGGUCCCAGUUGUGGGAGAGGGCGGGUUUUGCAGCGCGGCGGGGCUUUGCCGGAGCCGGAGCGGCGUCCGCCAUGCAGCUGGGACCGAGCCGCCUCCUGCCUCCUCCGCUGCUGCUGCUGCUGCUGCUGGCCGCUGCCUUGGGGCUGCUUCCCUGCGGGGCUGCGCUGGAGCCCAUCAGCGUGGGCAUCGCCAUCGGGGCGGCCUCGGCGCUCACCGGCUACCUCUCCUCGCCCCGUUUCUACUGCGCCUUCGUGGAGUGCUGCCCCGGCGAGCAGGACCGGCCCAACGGGACCGCUCUUCAGCUGAAUCUGGACAAGAAACUCUUCGGGCAGCACCUUGCGAAAGAGGUGGUCCUGAAAGCAGUGACUGGCUUCAUCAACAACCCCAGCCCCAAGAAGCCCCUCGCCCUCUCUCUGCACGGCUGGGCGGGGACGGGCAAAAACUUUGUCAGCCAAAUCAUUGCUGAGAACAUGCACAGAGCGGGGCUGAAGAGCAAAUAUGUCCACCUGUUCCUCUCCACUCUGCAUUUCCCGCACGACCACCAGGUUAACCUGUACAAGGAUCAAUUACAGAAGUGGAUCCGGGGUAACGUGAGCGCAUGUGCAAAGUCUGUUUUCAUAUUUGACGAGAUGGAUAAGCUGCACCCGGGACUGAUCGAUGCCAUCAAGCCCUUUCUUGACUACUACGAGCAGAUAGAUGGCAUAUCCUACCGAAGAGCGAUAUUUAUCUUUCUCAGUAAUGCAGGCGGGGACCUCAUCACCAAAGUGGCCUUAGACUUCUGGCGGAAUGGACGGGGCAGGGAGGAGAUGCAGCUGAAGGACUUGGAGCCUGUGCUGUCCGUCGGCGUUUUCAACAACAAGAACAGUGGCCUCUGGCACAGCAGCCUCAUCGACCGGAACCUCAUCGAUUACUUCGUCCCUUUCCUGCCCCUGGAGUACAAGCACGUGAAAAUGUGUAUCCGGGCGGAGAUCGUGUCCCGCGGCAACCCUGUCGACGAGACGGUGGUCCAGAAGGUGGCAGACGAGAUGACUUUCUUCCCAAAAGACGAGCGGAUCUACUCUGACAAAGGGUGCAAGACUGUGCAGACCAAGCUGGACUUCUUCUGAGAUUUUUAAUGUGUCACUAAACCAGGAGGGAGCAGUUAUGGAUUCCUUGGAACUAUCCCACCCCCCUCCUUCUCUGAAGCACUUUUAAAGCUUUUUUUUAAAAAAGAGAGCCUAUGGGUAUGCACUUUUUAACAUUUUUGGGGGCUCCUAGAAGCUGUUGGUUUCUACGGUCACUGCCCCACACCUCAAACCUUUCCUGUCCUGAUGUGCUGUCAUCAAAAUUUGUGCAGUUCUUAGUUUUCUGUAGAAAUCUUUGUGAGCUUAAGACAGGGAUGGGGAACUUGUGGCAUUCCUAAUGUCAGUGGACGACAGCUCCCAUGGCGUAUGACCAUUGGCCAAACUUUAGGUCUGGAGAGCCUCACUUUGGGGAAGGCUUGAUUAGCUCAAGGGAGGGGACAACUGUGCCUCUCCAGAUGUCCUUGGACUCCCAAAUCCCAUCGUCGUCCCUGACCGUGGGCCAUGCUAUCUGGGGUUGGUGGGCGUCCAGCAACAUCUGGAAACAGCAGAGGCUGGUGACUCCACCAUCAGUGGGGCAAUGAAUCCACCCUGGGUUUUAGUCCAAACAGCCAAUGAGCCCUCCAAGGUGCUGAACCCAUUGCGGGAAUAGGUUUUGGCGCUGCGGACAAGUCCUUGAAUGUGUGGGCUAAAACCCAGAGCAGAUUCACUGCUCCGCAACAGUUCCUUGAAAGUAUGGACUAACCACCACUCCCUGAACUUUCAAGGAGCUGUCCAGGGUGCUGAAAUAGGCUUCAGCACCUUGGACAGCUUCCUGAAAGUAUGGACUAAAACCCGGAGCGGAUUCACUGCUCUGCAACAGCUCUUUGAAAGUGUGGACUAAAACCUGGAACGGAUUCAUUGCCUCACAGACAACAGAGACACAAGUCUCCACUGCUGGAAGGCCACAGAUGUCUCCCCUCUCUUGAUGUAAGAUGUGGCUAUUGGACUACAAAGCAUUUGACAGCUGGGAUUGCUAGGAAUCUUUUUGCUGCUCUCCACGCUGCUCUCCACACCCCUCUCUACUACAAAACUAGGACUAAAAAUGAAGGAUGCCUAAUUCUGUUGUGAUAUUGGCACCCACCCACCCUAAAAAUAUAUCAGUUUGGGAAUUUUAGCUCAUUGAGGUCAAGAGGAAGCAGAGUGCCUUACUAGGUCAGUUGCUGUAAGUAUUACAAAUCGCACAAGGACAUUGUGUAGGGGCCUUUGCUUUUCUUACUAGAGAAGCUUGAAAAGUGUGAAGUUUGCGAAUGAUAAGUAGCGUGGCCAGCUCUCUGUGGAUAGAAAAGCAGGUCCUCCGUUUGUGGGACUUUUAUGAUGAUCCACCUUCCGCCAUAACGAUGUGGGAGGUGUUCAACUGAGCUCAGGGAAACUGGCUGUAACAUCCUAUGUCUGUGCCUUCCCCCUUCAUCUUGAUAAUCCUCCUUGCCGUCCCUAAAGGCUAUUGAUGUGCACAUAAUUUGCCCUUUGAUGGGCCAGAAUGUUACCAAGCGUUUUUGUGACUGUUACCGAUUUGACUGGGGCCACAUUCACACCACACAUUUAUUCCACUAUUACUCCAUUUUAAACCGUCAUGGCUUCCCCCAACGAAUCCUGAGAAGCGUAGUUUCUGAAGGGUCUGAGAGUUGUUAGGAGACUGCCCCCUUCCCCUCGCAGCGCUUCAGUUCCCAGAGUGGUUUAAUAGUCUGUCCCUCUUCCCAGAGGACUCUGGGAAUUGUAGCUGUUUGAGGGGAAUGGUGGGGGCUGUCUCCUAACAACUCUCAGCACCCUUCACAAACUACACUUCCCAGGAUUCUUUGGGGGGGAAGCCACGACUGUUUAAAGUGGAGUAAUAGUGGAAUGAAUGUAUGGUGUGAAUUUAGUCCUGAAUGGUAGGUCUGCAGUUUUGGUGUAAUCCUGAAGAAGGACCCAGCGUCUGCUUUUACUCUUACAGGUAUCCUGUCUUUAUGUUUUAAAUCAGCCUUCCUUGACCAGGUCUCCCCAAGACAUUGUUGGACUCCAGAUUCCCAUCAGCCCCAGCCAGCAUGGUCAGGGGUCAUGGGAGUUCUUGUCAUCCCAACAUCAGGAGGGCACUACCCUCUGGAAGGCUAGUUUAAACCAAGGAAAGCUAAAAACCAUCUUCCCCAAAUAAAGCCCUUCUAACCUCAA